AUGCUUACUGCCUGGCAAAGAACGCAGCUCAGUCACAAAACAGUGACCCAAGAACGCAAGUCUGGAAGAGAAUGUAAGAACCUGGGAAAGAGAAUGUCUCUACGUCCCUCGAACGCCUAUGCUCCUAGGCCAGGUCGUGGUCCUGGCUCGUGUCCAGGCACCGGAGAGCAAAGGACAACGGCAAGCCGUCCUUGCCGCAGCAAAUCAGGAGUCAAGACAGGGCUCGAUAUGAAGGAAGUCGACCAGGAAGCAAGGGAUGCUCAGCAGCACGACCCAGUGAUGAGCGCUUCGGAGAUUUUGAGCAGCACAAAGUGA
Messenger RNA from Penicillium antarcticum, 315 nucleotides. RefSeq lists its product as uncharacterized. NCBI's taxonomy places the organism in Eukaryota, Fungi, Ascomycota, Eurotiomycetes, Eurotiales, Aspergillaceae. Bases 1 to 315 code for a protein of 104 amino acids. The transcript has 2 exons. The record is from RefSeq and is a predicted model, not a curated record.